AUGGCCAAUACUCCUCACGGUGGUAUCUUGAAAGAUCUCGUUGUAAGAGAUGCUCCUCAACACAAUGAGCUUCAAGAAGAAGCUAGAAACUUGAAGGAUAUCUUCCUCACUGAGCGACAAUUAUGUGAUCUUGAACUGAUCCUCAAUGGUGGCUUUUCACCUCUUGAAGGUUUCAUGAACGAGCAAGACUACAUUUCCGUUCGAGACACCCUCCGACUCGUUCCUGUUCAUGGUCAACGACAAGGUACUCUUUUCCCCAUGCCUAUCACUCUCGAUGUUUCUAAGGAGGAUAUCGAACGAUUGUCACUUCAAGAAGGUGCUAGAGUUGCUCUCAGAGAUCCUAGGGACGAUGCUGCUUUGGCUAUUUUGACUGUCUCUGACAUCUAUACGCCUGACAAACACCUCGAAGCUGAAGCCGUCAUGGGAGCCGAUGACAUCGCUCAUCCUGCUGUCGCUUAUCUCCACAACUCCGUUAAAGAGUUCUACGUUGGCGGAAAAGUACAAGCUAUCUCUGCACCCACACAUUACGAUUAUGUACCUUUACGAUUCACUCCCUCGGAACUUCGAGCUCAUUUCCAUAAAUUAGCUUGGAGAAAAGUGGUCGCUUUCCAAACUAGAAACCCAAUGCACCGAGCUCACAGAGAGCUUACCGUUAGAGCUGCAAGACAAAGAAGAGCAAAUGUCUUGAUUCAUCCUGUGGUCGGUUUGACUAAACCAGGAGAUGUAGACCAUUACACUAGAGUUAGAGCUUAUCAAGCUUUGAUGCCUUCAUACCCCGAAGGAAUGGCUCAUUUGGCUUUAUUACCCCUCGCCAUGAGAAUGGCAGGUCCAAGAGAAGCUGUCUGGCACGCUAUCAUCAGAAAGAACUUUGGUGCUACCCACUUUAUCGUUGGUCGAGACCACGCUGGACCAGGUAAAAACUCUCAAGGAAAAGACUUUUACGGUCCUUACGAUGCUCAGGAACUUGUCACUCAAUUCAAGGAUGAACUUUCCAUCGAAAUGGUUCCUUUCCAAGCUAUGACAUAUCUUCCUGGAACAGACGAAUAUCAACCAGUCGAUGAAGUACCAAAAGGUACACCUACAGCUGAUAUCUCCGGUACCGAACUUCGAAAGAGAUUGAGAACAGGUGCCGCUAUCCCAGAUUGGUUCUCUUACACUGGUGUCGUAAAAGUCCUGAGAGACUCUUAUCCACCAAGACCUCAACAAGGUUUCACUAUCCUCAUCAGUGGUUUACACAAUUCAGGAAAAGAUACAAUCGCAAGAGCUCUACAAGUCACAUUACAACAACAAGGUUCUCGAUCAGUCUCACUUUUGUUAGGUGAAGAAUUAAGAGGUGAUUUAGAUCCUAAAAUCAACCGAGCCAUUACACCCGAAGAGAAACAUAUCAACCUUCAAAGAAUCGCUUUUGUAGCUUCCGAAUUAACAAAAGCAGGUGCAGCAGUCAUUGCCGCUCCCGUCGCACCAUACGAAAGGUCAAGACAAGCAAUUAGAAAAAUCGUCAAUGGAAAUUUCUUCUUGGUACACGUCGCUACUCCUUUGGAAUGGUGUGAAAAAGUUGACAGAAGAGGUUUAUACAAGAGAGCUAGAAAUGGUGAAUUGAAGAACCUUGCCGGUGUAGAUGACACAUACGAACCCCCAACAGACGCAGAUUUGGUUUGUGACCUUAGACACGAUACUGUGCCCGAGAUCGUUCAUUCCAUCAUCAUGAUCCUUGAAGGUGAAAACCUCAUUUAA
Kwoniella shivajii is the source of this 1734-nucleotide messenger RNA. Its product is annotated as sulfate adenylyltransferase. The coding region runs from base 1 to 1734 and encodes 577 amino acids. Gene Ontology annotation, cellular component: cytoplasm. The record is from RefSeq and is a predicted model, not a curated record. The transcript has 6 exons. NCBI's taxonomy places the organism in Eukaryota, Fungi, Basidiomycota, Tremellomycetes, Tremellales, Cryptococcaceae. Gene Ontology annotation, molecular function: adenylylsulfate kinase activity; ATP binding; sulfate adenylyltransferase (ATP) activity. Gene Ontology annotation, biological process: sulfur amino acid metabolic process.